UACCUCUUCUCUCUCCUCCUUAGUAUUUAGCAGAUACAGAGUCAGAACAAUGGCGGCUAAAAGCAAGAAGAAGAUCCUGAAGACUGUCUCUGUUGUCGACAUCAGCUGCGGCAACUGUAUAAAACCAACCUUGUCCUCUAUUUUCAACUUUUUCUCCAAAAAGCCCAAACGUCCCUCCUCUAAUUACCGUCACUGCCACUCCUCCUCCAUCUCCUCAGCAACACCCUCCUCCACGCCUUUGGCCACCGCUGCCGUCGCCGUCGAGAAAGAUUCAGACGAUCCUUACCUAGAUUUCCGGCAGUCUAUGCUUCAAAUGAUACUAGAGAACCAGAUUUACUCGAAAGAUGAACUAAGAGAGCUUCUUCAGUGCUUCCUCAGCCUCAAUUCACACUAUCAUCACGGCAUUAUCGUUCGUGCCUUCUCGGAAAUAUGGGAAGACGUUUCCUCCGCCGCCGCUUCCGCCGUCGAAGCGUCCCCUCUCGUCACCCGUCAUGUGUCACGUGCGUCACGUGAUUACUAUAACUAUUACUAGGCUAGUUAAUGAAAAUAAAUAGCUAUC
This is a messenger RNA of Arabidopsis arenosa, 559 nucleotides long. Lineage: Eukaryota; Viridiplantae; Streptophyta; Magnoliopsida; Brassicales; Brassicaceae. The record is from the annotation of a GenBank genome assembly.